Molecule: messenger RNA, 2262 nt
Organism: Colius striatus (speckled mousebird)
Lineage: Eukaryota; Metazoa; Chordata; Aves; Coliiformes; Coliidae
Gene: VIT
Product: vitrin
Exons: 18
Coding region: 16-2262 (748 amino acids)
Biological process (GO): extracellular matrix organization; positive regulation of cell-substrate adhesion
Cellular component (GO): interstitial matrix
Source: RefSeq, a predicted model, not a curated record
UUUGCUUUACUCACCAUGAAAGCCACAGUCAUUGUGGCCUUCUUUGAUGUGUUUCUUGUGUGUACAUAUGCAGCUAAGGAAGCCACAAAGAAGACGAAAAAGACUAAGCUAUAUAUACCCCAGAUUGAUUGUGACGUCAAGGCAGGGAAGAUAAUCAAUCCAGAAUUCAUUGCAAAAUGCCCUCCCGGAUGUCAAGAUGUGAAACACCGUGUUUAUGGCACAGACAUUUAUGCUUCCUUUUCCAGUGUGUGUAAUGCUGCAAUUCACAGUGGUAUAAUUGACAACACAGGUGGGAAGAUCCUCGUCCAGAAAAUUGCUGGCCAUUCCAGUUACCGUGGGAGCUUCUCCAACGGGGUCCGGUCCCUGUCCCUGCCACGCUGGAGGGAGUCCUUCCUCGUCUCAGAAGGCAAACCAAGAAAAGGUGUGACGUAUCCAUCAACUCUUGAAUAUUCUUCUUCAAAAAGCACAGCUGUUAAAUCAGAGCCUAAAAAGCCAGAGCAAGACCUAAAAGCUCCGAAGAGUGCAGAUACCAUUAAUGCAUCAGAAAAAGCAUCAGAACAAGGGGGUACGGUCAGCAAAGAGCAUCAGACCUCUCUGGUGCCAACACCAGCUGCGGAGAUGGCCAUGACUACCCCAACGCCAACAACCACAACAACGGAUCAUUCCACCACAAUGCCGAAGCCAACCACAAAGCCUGCAGCAACCAGAGCUGCAACAGUUGUAGCUGCAGGCAAGACUAGACCUGGACUGUAUAGGGUCAGAGAUACAGGUUCUAGCAGUGUCCACCCAGCUUACUCAUCUGUGGUUGCAGGAACAUCAAGACAAGUUCAGGCUGCACAAGGAAGAGGACAGAAUACAGCAUUCAGGGGCACUUUCACCUCUGCAAGUAACAGGAAUAUUGUACAACCCAACACAGGCAUUCAGCGCCAAGAGCCUGUUGCUGCCUUCCAGAGGGCUGCCAGCUCUCCAGCUCACCUGGCAAUGGAAACAGACUUGUGGAAACCUGGAUUGAGCCUUUUUGACACAGGCUUCAGUUUGAAGGAAGAACUGAAUCCAAAGCCGCUGGAGUCCAUCUCCCAGGGGAACCCAAAUUGCAAGGUUGAUUUGUCGUUCUUGAUGGAUGGGAGCUGGAGCAUCGGCAAACGGCGCUUUCAGCUCCAGAAGCAAUUCCUCGGUAACAUGGCUCAAGCCCUUGGCAUUGGCAGCGCUGGUCCUCUGAUGGGCAUCGUUCAGUACGGCAAUGACCCUUCCAUAGAAUUUAACUUAAAUACUUAUGUCAACUCCAAGGACGUGAGAAAUGCCAUUGAGAACAUCCCACAGAAAGGUGGACUUUCCAAUGUUGGGAAGGCACUUUCAUUUGUUACCAAACACUUCUUUUCUGAUGCUAAUGGGAACCGAGGUGGAGCGCCCAAUGUGGCUGUGGUGAUGGUGGAUGGGUGGCCCACUGACAGAGUGGAGGAGGCCUCCAGGCUGGCCAGAGAAUCUGGGAUCAACAUCUUCUUUGUCACUAUUGAAGCAGCUGCUGAAAGUGAGCAGCAGAAUGUUAUCGAACCAAACUUUGUGGACAAGGCCGUGUGCAGGACCAACGGCUUCUACUCCAUCAAUGUGCCCAGCUGGUUCAGCCUACGCAAGGUGGCGCAGCCCUUGGUGCAGCGGGUCUGCGCCACGGAGCGGCUGGUCUGCAGCAAGACGUGCCUCAAUUCUGCUGACAUUGGCUUCGUGAUCGACGGCUCCAGCAGCGUUGGCACCUCCAACUUCCGCACUGUCCUCCAGUUCGUUGCCAACAUCAGCAAAGAGUUUGAGAUCUCGGACACCGACACGCGUAUUGGGGCCGUUCAGUACACCUACGAGCAAAGGCUCGAGUUCAGCUUUGACAAGUACAGCACGAAGCAGGAUGUGCUGAGUGCUAUUAAAAGGAUAAGUUACUGGAGCGGUGGGACCAGCACGGGAGCAGCCAUCAGUUAUGCCUCAGAACAGCUGUUCAGCAAAUCCAAGCCCAAUAAAAGAAAGAUCAUGAUCCUUAUUACAGAUGGCAGGUCCUACGACGAUGUCAGAGUGCCGGCCAUGGCAGCUCACCAGAAUGGAGUUAUAGCCUACUCUGUUGGAGUUGCUUGGGCAGCCCAAGAUGAACUAGAAGACAUUGCAACAGACCCUGAUAAGGAGCAUUCCUUCUUUGUGGAGGAUUUUGACAAGCUCUACAGUUUUGUCAAUCCGCUCAUCCAAAACAUUUGCACAGAAUUUAAUUCUCAGCCGCGGAACUGA